AUGAAGAACUCCUCUAUCUUUCCGGCAGCCACUCUCUCGAUUGUCGUUUUUCUCCUAAUUCCUGAAGAUCUCUGUGAAAAAAUUAUUGGAGGAAAUGAAGUGACUCCUCAUUCAAGACCCUACAUGGUGCUACUUAAGGCAGAAAAUAUCUGUGCCGGAGCUUUGAUUGCCAAAGACUGGGUAUUGACUGCAGCUCACUGUGACCUGAACCAGAAAUCCCAGAUCAUUCUUGGGGCUCACUCAAUAAGCAAGAACGAGCCUGAAAAACAGAUCAGGGUCGUUAAGAAAGAGUUUCCCUAUCCGUGCUAUGACCAGAACACACAUGAAGGCGAUCUUAAACUUCUAAAGCUGAACAAAACAGCAACACUUAAUAAAAACGUGGCUAUCCUUCGGCUCCCCAAAGUGGGCAGUGAUGUGAAACCAGGAACUGCAUGUCGAGUUGCAGGGUGGGGACAGUUUAACAACAAUUCCCCUAAGUCCGAUAUUUUGAGAGAAGUCAAUGUCACCAUCAUAGACAGAAAAAUCUGCAAUGAUCAAUCACACUAUAAUCAUCACCCUGUGAUUGGACUGAAUAUGAUUUGUGCUGGAAGCCUCCGAGGUGGAAAAGACUCCUGCCAUGGAGAUUCUGGAAGCCCUCUGAUAUGUGAAGGCACUUUCAGAGGCAUCACUGCCUUUGGCAUUCCGAAGAGAUGCGGAGACCCUCGAGGGCCCGGCGUCUACAUCCUUCUCUCAAAGAAACACCUCAACUGGAUAGUUAAGACUAUGAAGCAAGCAGUUUAG
This is a messenger RNA of Budorcas taxicolor (takin), 780 nucleotides long. RefSeq names its product granzyme A (gene GZMA). The record is from RefSeq and is a predicted model, not a curated record. The transcript has 5 exons. NCBI's taxonomy places the organism in Eukaryota, Metazoa, Chordata, Mammalia, Artiodactyla, Bovidae. The coding region runs from base 1 to 780 and encodes 259 amino acids. Gene Ontology annotation, molecular function: serine-type endopeptidase activity. Gene Ontology annotation, biological process: proteolysis; positive regulation of apoptotic process; negative regulation of oxidoreductase activity.